Messenger RNA from Physeter macrocephalus (sperm whale), 2512 nucleotides. It is a transcript of the gene IL20RA, whose product is annotated as interleukin 20 receptor subunit alpha. Gene Ontology annotation, cellular component: plasma membrane. Lineage: Eukaryota; Metazoa; Chordata; Mammalia; Artiodactyla; Physeteridae. The record is from RefSeq and is a predicted model, not a curated record. Bases 901 to 2409 code for a protein of 502 amino acids. Gene Ontology annotation, molecular function: cytokine receptor activity; interleukin-20 binding. Gene Ontology annotation, biological process: cytokine-mediated signaling pathway. The transcript is spliced from 10 exons.
CGGAGAUGUGACCCAGCCCCGCCGCCCAUGUGGGCCCCCCGACCCUCAGCGAAGGCGGCUGCCAUAGGGGCCCCGGCACCCGGCCUCCCGGCCCUGCCGCUGCUGCUGCUGCUGGUGGCCGCGCCGACGGGAGGGGCAGAAUUCCUUUUGAUAUAGAAAACUAGGCUUGAAAGGGCCUUAAAAUCCCGUCUAACUGCUUGCCUUGUGACUCUUCCCUGCAACAUAACUUCAGAGUCAUUACCUAUCUGCUGUUGGAGCACCUCUCAUCACAGGAAACUUGAUACCUGACACCCAAGACAGGAUGUCCUGUCAUUGUAGACUUCCAGCUACUAGAAUGUUCUUCCAAUAAGAUAACCACUUCAGAGAGCGGAUCUUAAGCGAACCCCGCACAGCACGUGGAUCCCCUGUCCAUUUUAUCACAUUUAGUUACACAACUUCAUUGAGGCUUAAUUCAACCCUGAAGAGGUGUGAUCCGAGCCCUGGUCACCGUCAAAAUCAUCAAAGCAUUGACUUGUCACUAUGGAGGAGAGUUAACCUAUUGAAAAAUAUUGCACCUUUCUGACUGUUUUUGAUGGCAGCUGUACACUUCUGUAUUCAUCUUGUUUGACUGGAAAGUCUGAGAUCACAAUUGAGAUCACACUCUCAACCUCGUUUGCCUCAAAAUCCCCAUCAACAGCCAAGAGAAGUAAAUACUACUAAUCACUUCCAAAUCUCCACUUGCCAUGGGCUGCUCUUGCUUCAUUAUAAAAAGCAGUCAUCUGUAACAUGCACACUUUCCAAUGAUCAUGCAGUCUCUUCUUCCCACAACACUGCUCCUUGAAGCGUUCCCUAAAGGCAGUAAUUCCCUGUGUCUCUGGUGGUCUGCCUAAACCUACAAAUAUCACCUUCUUAUCUAUAAACAUGAAGAAUAUCCUACAGUGGAACCCACCACAGGGCCUACAAGGAGUGGAAGUUACUUAUUCUGUGCAGUAUUUCAUAUAUGGGCAAAAGAAAUGGCUGAAUAAAUCCGAAUGCAGAAAUAUCAGUAGGACCUACUGUGAUCUCUCUGCUGAAACUUCUGACUACGAACGUCAAUAUUAUGCCAAAGCUAAGGCCAUUUGGGGAACGAAUUGUUCUAAAUGGGCAGAAACUGGACGAUUCUAUCCUUUUUUAGAAACACAAAUUGGCCCACCAGAGGUUGCUUUGACUACUGAUGGGAAAUCCAUAUCUAUUGUUCUGACGGCUCCAAAGAAGUGGAAGAAAAACCCAGAAGAAAGCUCUAUUUCCCUGGAACAAAUAUACUCUAAUCUGAAGUAUAAUGUGUCCGUACAUAAUACUAAAUCAAAUAGAACGUGGUCCCAGUGUGUGACAAACCGAACGCUGGUAUUCAGCUGGCUGGAGCCGGACACUCUGUACUGCGUCCUCGUGGAGUCCUUCGUCCCAGGCCCUCCUCGCCUUGCUCAGCCGUCUGAGAAGCAGUGUGUCAGUACUUUGAAAGAUCAAGCAUCAACAUUGAAGGUUAAAAUCAUCUUCUGCUAUGUUUUGCCCAUAUCUGUUACUGUGUUUAUUUUUUCUGUGAUGUGCUACUCCAUGUACAGAUAUACCCAUGUCGGCAAAGAGAAACACCCAGCAAAUCUGAUUUUGAUUUAUGGAAAUGAAUUUGACAGAAGAGUCUUUGUACCUGCUGAAACAAUUGUGAUUAACUUUAUCACCCUCAAUAUUUUGGAGGAUUCUAAAACUUCUCAUAAGGAUAUAAGUGUAAUGGAAAAAAGCAAUGAUGCAUCAGACCUGAAUGAGCCCAGCGAGGACCAGGAGUCCCAUCAGGAGGAAGUGGAGGUGAAACACCUGGGAUAUGCUUCACAUGUGGUGGACAUUGUGUAUGACUCUGAGAAAAGCCCCAAAGGGACUUCCUUAAGCCAGCAAGAGCCACCCAGCAGGACAAUGCCCACAGAUAAAACAGUCAUCGAAUAUGAAUGUGACGUAAGAACUAGUGACAUUUCUGUGGGGCCUGGAGAUCAGGAGUUCAAUUUGCAGGAGGAAGCGUCCCUACAAGGAAAGUUACCUGAGCAACAGGCAACUUUAGCAGACUUGGGUCCACAAACACUACCAUAUUCAUAUACCCCUCAGCUCAGAGACUUGGACCACCUGCCGCAGGGGCAUGUGGACACAGAGGAGGGGCCCGAGGCAGAACCAUUGGCCACACUGGUCGAUUGGGACCCUCGGAUUGGCAGGCUGUGUAUACCUUCAUUAUCCAGCUUUGAACAUGACUCAGAGAAAUGUAAGCAUCCUGAGUCUGAGGGACUCAAGGAGGAGGGCCUCUUAUCUAGACUCUACCAGGAUCAGGCUCCAGACAAGACACUGGAGGAACAUGAAGCCUAUCUCAUGCAAUUUAUGGAGGAAUGGGGAUUAUAUGUACAAAUGGAAGACUAACACUCAAACUUCCCUUUGCCAGACCUCUACUGUUACAAAACACGUGAGUGCAAACAGAUAAGUGACCGAACAAUAAAGUACCAGAGACAGAAGUUUACUCAGA